This is a messenger RNA of Mycetomoellerius zeteki, 1268 nucleotides long. RefSeq names its product nudC domain-containing protein 3. Gene Ontology annotation, biological process: protein folding. Bases 324 to 1268 code for a protein of 314 amino acids. NCBI's taxonomy places the organism in Eukaryota, Metazoa, Arthropoda, Insecta, Hymenoptera, Formicidae. The record is from RefSeq and is a predicted model, not a curated record. The transcript is spliced from 4 exons. Gene Ontology annotation, cellular component: cytoplasm.
UCCAAAGAUAAAUAAGCGGACAAUAAUUUUUCGCACGGAUUUAGAUUCUAAAGAAUUUAAGAGAAAGAAUUUACUAGAAUUUUAUCAAGUAUACAUAUCAACUACUUUAUUACUUUCAGCAUAUAACGACUCGGAAUUGGAGUAGUCGGAGUGUCUAGUACAGGUUAAGAUAAACAUCUUUAGAAAUUUGAAAUAGUAGCAGAAACGCGAGUGUGUUCGAGAUAAUUGAAUUUUCUUGAACGAAUAAUUAGCCUUUUUCGUGUAUUUAACAAUUGGUGUAGUAUAAUAAAUAUCUGUAGGACUUGGUAGAGAUCUUUUCGAUCAUGGGAUCCAAUCAUGAUCAAACGUUUUUUCACAUACUUUGUGAAGAAAAAAACAUCAGUAACUUUUUGGACUCCUUUUUUGGAUUUUUACAUAGGUGCACAGACUUUUAUGUCGAAUCGAACUCGGAGCAAAAAUUGGGCUUUCCACCAGGAAUAGCAGAGAAACUUGUAUUAAAUACCAUGUACAAGUGGAAGAAUCCUACAUCUUUACAAAAGACAACAUUGUCUGUAAUUGAUAAUACAAACAGCAGUAGUACGUCAAACCAAUUAGUUUCGACGCAAAACGAGAAUUGCAGACUUAUACCACCAGUGGCGCAAGAAAUUGAAAUUGAUUCAUGCAAUAAAGCCAAUAAUAUUAAACCAUCCUCCAUACAAUCUAAGAUAGACCAUAUAUCGGACAGCUACAAUGGAGCUAUAAGAGAAAAUUAUACUUGGUCCCAGACUCUCAAUGAUUUGGAUGUAAUUGUAAAAAUACCAAAACAUAUAAAAGCAUCCAAAGAUACAGUCAAAGUUGACAUAAACUCAAAUGAAAUCAAGAUUGAUGGAAAGCCUUCUGUUUCAUCAACAAAUUCUAAAUGGGAGAACAUUUUCAAUGGCAAGUUUAGUUUUAAAAUUCGAAGAGAUGAAUCUAUAUGGAGCAUUGAAGCUGGGAAACAAAUUAGUAUUCAUCUUGAAAAAGCUAUGGAAAGAUGGUGGGAAGCCUUAAUUGUUGAUGAACCGAAAAUUGACUUAAACAAGAUUGACUGUUCGAAACAUUUUAACGAUAUGGCGCCAGAAGAACAAAUGAAAGUGCAAGAAUUAAUGUGGAAUCAACAACAGAAAAUCUUAGGCAAACCAACAUCUGAACAAAUUAAGAUGGAGGCUACCUUGAAGCAGGCGUGGAAUGCAAAGGGAUCACCUUUCCUGGGUACACCUUAUGAUCCUUCCAUUUUAAAGUACAAUUAA